UUCCCCGCAGACCCGCCCGCAGCUGAAUGAGCGCGUGAGUGCGUGUGAGCGCUAUUCAGCUCUCAGGGCCGAACAGUGUGGUGUCAGCGCAUCCGGACACAGGACAGCCAUGGCCCUGCUCGAUCUCGCUCUGCAAGGCUUCUCCAUCUUCGGAUUAGUGUUGUUUAUCGUCCUCUGGUUCAUGCACAUCGUCUCCAUCAUCUACGUCCGACUGCAUCUCAACAAGAAGGCCACAGACAAGCAGCCGUACUGUAAACUGGCCGGGGUCUCGCUGCUGAAGCCCCUCAAAGGUGUGGAUCCCAAUCUAAUAAACAACCUAGAGACGUUCUUCGAGCUGGAUUAUCCGAAGUAUGAAAUUUUACUCUGCGUCCAAGACCAUGAUGAUCCAGCCAUCGAUGUAUGCAAAAAGUUGCUGGGCAAAUAUCCGAACGUCGAUGCAAGGCUAUUCAUAGGAGGAAAGAAGGUGGGAAUCAACCCCAAAAUAAAUAACCUUAUGCCGGCUUACGAAGGAGCAAAGUAUGAACUCGUCUGGAUCUGUGACAGUGGUAUUCGGGUAAAGCCAGACACACUCACUGAUAUGGCCAGUCACAUGACCGAGAAGGUUGGAUUGGUUCAUGGACUGCCUUACGUAGCAGACAGACAAGGAUUCGCCGCUACAUUGGAGCAGGUGUAUUUUGGGACAUCGCAUCCACGUUCCUACAUCUCGGCAAAUGUGGCGGGAAUCAAAUGCGUCACGGGAAUGUCGUGUCUCAUGAGGAAGGACGUCCUGGAUCAGGCCGGCGGUCUGAUCGCCUUCGCACAGUACAUCGCUGAAGAUUAUUUCAUGGCCAAGGCCAUCGCAGACAGAGGAUGGAAAUUUUCCAUGGCAACACAGGUAGCCAUGCAGAAUUCGGGCUCGUACUCCAUUGCGCAAUUCCAGUCGCGCAUGAUCAGAUGGGCCAAGCUGAGAAUCAACAUGUUGCCGGGCACCAUCGUUGAGCCCAUCUCAGAGUGCUUUGUGGCAAGUCUCAUCAUUGGCUGGGCUGCCCAUCACGUUUUCCGAUGGGACAUCAUGGUCUUUUUUCUGUGCCAUUGCCUGGCCUGGUUCAUUUCAGAUUACAUUCAGCUCAGAGGAGUACAGGGCGGUCCUCCAUCUUUCUCCAAGCUGGACUACGCAGUAGCCUGGUUCAUCCGGGAGUCCAUGACGAUUCAGAUCUUUCUGUCCGCUCUUUGGGACCCCACGAUCAGCUGGAGGGCGGGCCGCUACCGGUUGCGUUGCGGAGGUACGGCCGAGGAAAUUUUGGAUGUUUAACCAGCACCGGGUGCCAAGGACUAAUGCGCCGGUUCUAACAAGAAAAAACACAGGACUGUGAAGACAUGAGUGCAGAUGGACAAUUGAACUGAAAACUGAGUUUUAUUCCAACUUCUGAUAGUUUUUAACCUGUGACUUUAGCAAGCUUGAAUAGAUAAUUUAUGUUCUGGGUGCUUAAGUUUUUCUUGUGAGGUCUUUAAACGGUUUGAGGCCUCGUUCUAGAUGAGCCAAAAGUUGUGAAGGGGUGCGGAAGAAAUAACAAUGGAAAUGGUACUCUGUGAUGUGGCCGCACUUUACCGCACUUCAACGGACAUCGCAAUUUUAACAAAAGUGCAUCUUUUUGUUUUUUGUUUUUAAAUGUCCUGGUAACACGUACAACCAUUUUAUUGUAUCAACGCUACAGCUUUUAACCAUAACAUUAGCACGAAAGUGUUUCUAAGUCACGUCAGGAGAAAAUCAAACGACUGAAACGUUUAAAAACGGCAAUGAAUCACUGGCUUAUCACAGUGUUUACUCACAUGUAAAGCACUCUUGCCAUAUUUUAUAAAUGCGUGGACUUUCGAAUGCUCAAAAAAGAUCCGUUCGGGUCCAUUUUAUGUUUACUUACAGAGCAAUACCUUAUAGGACGAGGUUGUCCGUGAGGGGGAACAGUGACAGCGGAUCGUGUACAGGAAUUGAUCUAUCCUUAAAUGUCACUAGGCUUGUAAAUGCUCAAGGAAAAGUAGAACAGUAUUGAAACACGAGGUAUAAAGAAUAAGUUUGAGCUUAAGUUACUAAUAUUUUCAGAUUUAAUCGACAAUUUUGUGCCAUCUGAGAAGUUAAUAUUUUCAUUGUACCUUUGGCAUCUUCAAUGCCAACACAAUAGGUCAUUACCUUACUUGUUCUUUCGUGUAAACGCGCUUGGCGCUCUCGUUCCAGGACCAGGGUUUGCUUAACACAUAUCAGGGCAUUUUUCCCGCACCGCUUUCGCUCUGUCAGUAUUUCCUGCAAUUUUUUUUUUUAAGUGCACAGAUUUGCAUAAUCACUAAAAUUGUCCAAACAUUUCAUUUCGCCAGUUUAACCCAUAACGCAAACGCUUGAACGUGUUUUUUUAUAAUUCGGCAUUAGUCGACUGACAUGAUGACUGAAAUGGCAGAUACAUGGUGACAAGUUUACAAUCUGAUUCAUUUCAAUCAAUCUGGUAUAGUGCGAUAUUCGAUCAUUUCCUUGUUCCUUAAAGUUUACGUAAAGUCAUUUAGCGUCGCAAACAGUCGAGCUACAUUCACAAAACGCUCUUCAUUCUCUUCACCUUUGUUUACCCCUCAGAGUCAUCAGUUUAAGAACUGCUUGCUUGGUUCCAAGAAGCUUGGGCUAUUGUUGACAAACCACUUUUUCUUCAUUCCUUCAACUCUCGCUACAGGUUUCGGAUUCAUGGCUUUAUCGUUAAGGACCCAUGCCAACAAUGGCAGUAUUGUUACAAAGAUCAUCCACUCCUUAACUCUCGUCGUGAUUCACAAACCACGGUGUGCGACUAUGAACAUGUUGGGUUGGCAUGAGCAAUGUGUUUGUCCCUUGAUUGCAUCAGAGUCGUUUUAUCCCAAUGCCAGAAUGUUUUUAUAAAAACCUUUUUUUAUUAUUCGAAUGAAUUUGUUUUUGUGAAAACUUUGGGCUUCACCAUUUAAAAAAUAAAGUUGCGUUUUGUGCACAAGGCCGGGAAAUAUAUACCAUUCGACUAACAGUUUGGGGAUAAAUCAUUUAGCAAUAAAAACGAGUAAUACUACAUUAAGGCUGUGAAUCAAAAGCUGUUAGCUUACGAACUCAUUUCUUUUUUUAGGUUCAGUACAAUAAACAUUUCAGAUUUUGUUUAUCGUUAAUAGCGGGCCUUGUUCGUAAAACACGAACUGGAGAAACAUUCGCAAAAUUUUCCGUAAGAAAUGUUUCGCAUUAAAUUAAAUAAUUGCGCACGUUUAUGCUUUGACUAAGGCAUAUGAAAUUCAUUGCAGCGAUUUACCCAAGAAAUGAUUUUUAUGUAAAAAUAUAAAUUUUUUGUUUUUUAUGAAUGAGGCCCAAAGUUUUGUUGCUUGCCAUCACUAAAUGUACUAUUUUACUGCAUUUACACACGCGACUACAUUUGGUUUUGUCUUUCUAUGGUUUAUCAGUACCUAUAGACCGCAAUAGAAAACAAAACCAAUUUGGUUAGAGAAGAGGAAGCCCGGACUUUUCGACAGUUCCUCUGCAUAUCCGCUGGUUCUUAUUUUGUGUUUGUACAAAGGUGUCAAUAAGAAACUUGUAAAUUGACCUCAUUUAUGAAAAGUCUACAAUGCACUGUAAAUUUCCUAUUUAGACUUUUCCUCUUUGCGGACCAUGCUGACUUCUGCUUAUGACCUUUAUUGAUAUUACAGUUCUCGAGGGAUUGUAUUAUCAAAACUGUGGGGAGUUAGACUUUUUUUCUAUACGUGUACAGCUGUAUCUUUGUCGAACGUGUUUUAUAGAUGGCUGGUGACCCACGUGGUGUCGUGUGAAGUAAGAGUGUGCCAAUUCUGCACAUUUUCAAACCCUGGACGCUUAAAUCCACCUUGUGAUGUGUAGGUGGGCGGCUCGUCAAGACGUUGAGCCAAAAAAGUUUUAAGUGUCACAUCAUAUGCUGUGUUUAAAAGAUUUACACAUUACAGUCUACUAAUGCGGCGUAUCCUCGCUCAUUUAUCAUGGCCAGGAGAAACUACUGCUACAUGUUUCCCAUACAGUCACCAGUCACAGCCGCCGAAAAAAAGUCUGGUUGUGAUCCACUGCUUAUGUUUUAUGUGCUGUAAAGAUUUUUUUUUAAAGAAAAUGUACAGUUUAUUUAUGAAGUUUGGUUGGAAACCAUUACAUACGCUGCGUUAUGUAGCUUAAUUUAUCAAGUGGUUGUUUUUAUCAACGAUUUUAGUUUCUAUUUCGGCAGUAGGAAGGAUGAAAAGACGUCAGUUUUGGGAUAUUUUGUGUUUAUUUUGUAGAUGUCGUGUAUGUACAAUGUUGAUGAAGAAUGCGUAACCACAGCUGGAAACUGUGUUACUACAGAUAAAUUAAAGCUUUAUCAAGCAAUUGAAAA
Messenger RNA from Paramisgurnus dabryanus, 4358 nucleotides. It is a transcript of the gene ugcg, whose product is annotated as UDP-glucose ceramide glucosyltransferase. The record is from RefSeq and is a predicted model, not a curated record. Gene Ontology annotation, cellular component: membrane. Gene Ontology annotation, molecular function: ceramide glucosyltransferase activity. Lineage: Eukaryota; Metazoa; Chordata; Actinopteri; Cypriniformes; Cobitidae. Gene Ontology annotation, biological process: glucosylceramide biosynthetic process.